GGUAAAAAUUUUCGAAAAUAGCCAAAGUAUACUGUGAAUUACAUCAGCUGUCAUAGCCUUUUUUGUGAAUGCACUACUUAUAACUUUAUAAAGAAGAAGAAAGGAAAACGCUUGAUUUUAUUAUUUAUAUACAAAAAAAAAAUUUGUGAAAUGAUAUUUUGUUUUAUAGUUUAAGAAUGAAUUCCAACGAUGUCCAGAUCAUAGAUGACUUUUCUGAUAUUGAACCCUCUUCAAGUACACAACUCGUAGAAGGCGAUAGUCAAUGCGGCUUAAUUUUCUUCAGUGAAUCGACGAGGGUCUUAAAAUUUUUUUGCACUUACUGUGAAAAAGUUAGUGAAAAUAUUAACUAUUUCUGCCAACAUUUAAGUGAACAUAUAACCGACGAUGAUAAGGAGAGCGCACAGGAAGAAGUUUGCGGUAGUGCAUCGGAUGAGGGUAUUGCUGGCGCACCAAUUGAAGAUACGGUAGUUUACGAAGGUGAUCCAAACCAGUCUCUACUUCCCUGUGAUUUGGCCGGUUUUGAUGAGUCCAAAAUGGUUGUGGAAGAAUUGGACGAGGCUGAGGAAAUAGCGGCAGAAGUGGAAGAUGAAAUGCGUCAAGAAUUUGAAGGUGAUAAUAUAUAUCGCAUUAAUGGAAAUAGUUGCGCUGACGAUUUCUUUAAUUAUACACUAACUGGUAAUUGUGCUCCAAAAAAUCAGCCUGCAUUGCAGUGCAGUGAAAAAAAAGUAAUGUUAACAAAAAAUUUUAAAAAGUCGACAGAUAAGCUUAAUAUGUCGCAAUUUAAAAAUGUUAGCAAAAAGAAAAGAAUUACAACUGUAAAAGUUAUUGCCUUAAAGAAUAGAGUAGCAGAGCUAUAUGAACGUAUUAAACUCGAGGAGGAACGCCGUUCGCGUAUAUGCAGCACAUCUACUGAGUCAAAUGAUACCCCUAGUGCAGAGCUGGAGAACGAAUUAGACUUGAAAAAUGAAAACGUGACUUUAGAGAAAGAACCUGUACAAAAAAUUAUUGGCGAAACAGUUAUAACUCUUUUGCCACAAACCCAUUUGCAAGCUGAGCUUACCAAAAACAAUGAUAGCUUAUCUCCUUUGAUAAGUUGCAAAAAUAAAUCUGAUGGUGCUGGGGACAAAACUACUUGCCCAGCAUGCGGUAGAAAAUUUCGGAGUGCCUUCAGCCUUACUAUACACAAGCGUACGCAUUACUUGGAGUCGGACAGUAAUGUAAAGUUGGCGCACAAAUGUUCGGACUGUGAUCAAUUAUUUAAUAAAAUACCUGAUUUAAAGGAGCACAUACAACAAGUGCACUAUCCCGAGGGAUUUAUUUGCAAAAUAUGUAAUAGAAAACUUACUAGCCUCACACUACUCGAGACACACAUGAGAAAAGUGCAUCUUUCAAGACCUUUUAAUUGUGACAUUUGCAAAAAGAACUUCGAUACGCGGGACCGUUUCGAAGAACACGUCAAAGCUCAUGUAUCAGGCCAGCCAUAUCGUUGUCAUAUAUGCGGUCGUAAAUACAGCACCGAGUGCAUCCUUAAGCAGCAUCUACGUAGACACAAGGAACAAGUGCCACAGUGCUGUGUUGUUUGCGGCAAGAUGACCCUACGUAUAACGCAACAUAUGAAAAUUCAUGCCCCACGACCAAAAAGAGUGCUGAGCUGCAAGUUAUGCGGUAAAGUAUUUAAUUUCAGCUCAGGCUUGAGCCAUCACUACAAAGUGGCACAUAACUUAAAAAAAUCACUUUCGAAAGUGAAAUCAGAAGAGUCCGUUCUAAUGCCUGAGGAGCUUAAAACAGAAAUAAUCGAUAUGAAAACGGAAAAAGUAGAGAAUGACGAAGAAUUUUGUAAUAUAAUUAAAAGUAAUGAGGAAAUUAGCCAAAAGGAAGAGGAGGCCAAGCGAGUAAUUGUGGAACUGAUACAAAAUGCAACAUAUACAUCAUUCUUUCCGGAAAACUUUAAUAGCUCUAUAGAUUCUGGUCCGCCAAUAGCACGCGAAGAAACAAUAUCAGCAGUAAACAGCAUUGUUAGUGAGGAAACCUCCUGAAUUUUAAUCUAUAUUCUAUUUAAGUGUGUUAUGUACUCGGUAUUAAUGUAAUAAUAAUUGUAGAAUUAUAAUUAACAAAA
This is a messenger RNA of Ceratitis capitata (Mediterranean fruit fly), 2116 nucleotides long. Its product is annotated as zinc finger protein 234. Gene Ontology annotation, cellular component: nucleus. The transcript has a single exon. The coding region runs from base 177 to 2036 and encodes 619 amino acids. Lineage: Eukaryota; Metazoa; Arthropoda; Insecta; Diptera; Tephritidae. The record is from RefSeq and is a predicted model, not a curated record.